AUGGUGGCGGUUCGAGGCGCCUUCCGCCAGCUGGCGGAGCCGCUGCAAUGGUCGCUUCGUGGGUCGGCGUUCUUUGUCCCGACGCGCGUUCAGGAGGAGGGCAUUCCGCGCCUGCUGAAGGGGGAGAGUCUCUUCGUAUCCUCCCCUUCAGGCACAGGCAAGACCCUCGCCUACCUCCUCCCCAUCCUCCACCUCCUCCACCUCCCCACCCUCUCCUCCUCCCUCUUCUCUCCUCCCCACAUCCCCUCCUCUCGCCUGCGCCAACUCCACAAACGCCCCCAAGAAGGGAAACGCUCAGCAGCAGCCAAUCGCAGCGCGCCAGCUGGCAGUGGUGCCGCUGCCGCCACCGCUGCCGUUGCUGCCAGUGGCCCGUUUUGUCUUGUUCUGACGCCCACGUUGGAGCUGGCCAAUCAGGUGGCGGAGGAGGUUCGGCGAUUCACUCGCUUCGUGCCGGAGCUGACGGUUGAUGUGGUGACGGCUGCUGCAUCACAGCAAGCUGCGUCUCAGGUGCGCUCUCUGCACUGCCGCCCGCCCCUCGUGCUGGUCGCCACGCCUGGCCGCCUGCUGAGGCUCUUCCAAGAGGCAGCUUCCGAGAAACAUCCUCCUCUUGGACCACUGAUACCAACCAGAACCGCAGUUGCACCUGAAGGCGUUACAACUGAAACCGCCCUUCCUGAGUCCGGUUCAUCUGGAGGUCAACCCGUUUCAUCUGGAGAUGCGCCCAGUUCAUCUAUAAAAGCUGAGGAAUGGACAGAAUCCGAAUCGGCUGCGGGGAAAACGACAGCACCGGACUUGGCAGGAGGGUCGGAGCUGAAUGUUGGGAUUGACAAUGGGAAAAGGAAAACUCAGGGUCUUGUUCCAAGCUGCCUGCCAAAAGAUUUUCUAGGGCAGGUUCGGCACUGGGUGGUGGAGGAGUGUGACAAGAUGGCCGAGAUGGGGCUGCUGGAGGACCUGAGGAAAGUUUUUUCGCUGCUGCCCAGACCGCAGAGGGCCAAGGCGGGCAAGAAAAAGGAUCUUCGGCCACACAUGCAGGUCAUCCUCGUAUCUGCCACCAUUCUCCCCGAAUCGGAGCUCCUGCUGCGCCGCUUUGCUCCCAGAGGCGACAUGCUGAUCGUUCAACCCUCAUCAUCUGACAAACCGUUGGUGAAGCAGCUGGCCUAUUGUGUGACCCCUCGCAGGAAGACUGCCCUCUUGCUCUAUCUGCUCCGACGGCGAGCAUCCCUAAAGAACCACCAAGUGCUUGUCUUUGUUCGCACGGUGCAUCGAGUCGAAAGGCUGCACCAAACUUUGUGUGAAGGGGGCAUAACAGCAGUGCGGCUGCAUGGGGAAUUGACAGGGCCGGUGAGGAGCCAAUCUCUGGAGAUGUUCAAGCAGGGAAAUGCGCAGGUCCUAGUAUCCACCAACGUGGCAGCACGCGGCGUUGACAUUCCCAACCUCCCCUUUGUGGUGAACUUUGACCCUCCGGGCAGCCCGCAGGAGUACUUGCAUCGCAUCGGCCGGACGGGGCGGGCAGGGGCGUCCGGAACUGCCAUCAGCUUCUUAGAGCCUCUGAAUGAGGAGUCAUCCAUUGGAAAGAGAGCUCUUGCUACGGAAUCGCAACUAGGCGGGCGUGUGCAGGAGGAGUCCUCUCAGAAAGCCGAUAUGCCAGAGUGA
Messenger RNA from Closterium sp. Naga37s-1, 1653 nucleotides. NCBI's taxonomy places the organism in Eukaryota, Viridiplantae, Streptophyta, Zygnematophyceae, Desmidiales, Closteriaceae. The record is from the annotation of a GenBank genome assembly.